GGCAAUGUGCUCCACGCUAUUGUAUGUAUGCACCUGCCUCUUGUGCCACUGCCGUGUAUGCAGACAUAAAAGCCGCAUCUUUGUGAGGGCCAUUUGGUUUGCCUGCAGUCUACACACUCUCCCUUUACGAUGUCCUCCCCUUUAACUGGCGUGUAGUUGUGCUAACAGAAUAGUAGGGGGUUUGUGUUUGCCUGCCGCGGCACCCUCAUGAUGGCUUCCAGUCCGCAGUUGCUUCAUCGGAGACAGCGAAAGAGCAGACUACCGGUCUCAUCCUCACCAACAGAGCGACUGGCACACAAAAAAAUACACCUGAGGUAGAAGCCGCGGCGAAAGCACCAUCGGCCUCCUCAAUGUCUUCAUCAAGGCCGUAUAGCCUGUACAGCAACUUGACAAAGAGUGGAAACCCGGGCAGCAGUGGCAGAAAUAUGAAGGAUUACUCCGUCAACCUUUCGGUGCAGCAAGUCCUCAGCCUCUGGGUGCACGGGACCGUCCUCCAGCACUUCACAGAGAUGUGGUACUGGGUGUUCCUGUGGGCUCUCUUCUCUUCACUGUUUGUCCAUGGGGCAGUUGGGCUCCUCAUGUUCGUCAUGCUGCAGAGACACAAGCAAGGGAGGCUCAUCAGCUUCAUUCUGGUCAGUGUUGGAUUCCUGGCCUCUGUCACCGGGGGAAUGAUAACCAGUGCAGCUGUGGCGGGGGUAUACCGGGUUGCAGGCAAGAACAUGGCCCCCUUGGAAGCCUUGGUGUUUGGGGUGGGACAGACGGUGCUCGCUAUCAUCAUCUCAGUCUCAAGAAUUCUCGCCACACUUUGAAUAUUACAGUGUGUGGAAGAAGUAGUCAAUGCAAGCGUCCCUGAGAGGUCUUCUUUUUUUAAAAUAAAUAACAAGAACAAAAUAAAGGCCUUUGAUUUGGAACCUGCAAGAGACAGAAGGGGCCAAUAAUCUGCACUGAGUGGCUGCCUGGUCCAGGUCAAUGUUAAUUCAGUGCCACCUGGUGUUCAAGCUGUUGCACUACUGCGCCUUAUGUGCCUCCGUCACAGGCAAGGUGCACAAGAAACACUGUUACAGCAUUGUGAAGCCUUCUGAUAAAGCACCUUGUACAUCUAACAAUCAGGUUGAUCUUUACUGACAGAUGGGGACAUUGCCUGCUGUAGGCGAAAGAUCUGUAUACACAGAAUUCAGGAACUGUUCUCUGAAUCUGUAUUAAACGUGCCAAACAUGACUUUUUAACCUGUACAUUUAAAGGAGCUAUCUUAUAAGAAAGCUAAAAUGAAGAGUUCUAUGAAAUGCACAUGUUGAUUUUAAUUCAAUAUUUUCCCUACUUAUUUGCUUAAAGAGUGUAUAACUGGAUUUGAGUGUGUGAUGGGUAUGCUUAUUUAAUUAUUUUUUUUAACAUUGAAACUGUUUACUGUGCUGUGGUUUUGUGAGUAUUACCUUUUCCAUGGCAUAUACAUUAACAGUUAAAACAAAGAUCUCUAGUUGCCAUUUAUAGAUGAUGAAGUAAUGUGAAGCAAAUUUUGUUACACUUCCCCAUGUUAAAGUAGUUACCAAGUUAUGCAAACGUAAUUAUAAUGUAUUUUAAUUACAUUGUUGCUAAAUAAUUCCAUCAUAAUUUGUGAUUUGUGUAAUAUGGCCCUCUAACUGAAAACAUUAUUAUUCAGUAAUAAUCAAAGCAUUAGUUUAAAAAGCUAAAGCUUGUUUUUUGUUACCGUUUAUACAGAUCAAGUUGAAGCCACUGGGGACUUUAAAUAAAGGUUCUAUUAGUAUUUAGAUUGGGCUCGAUCACACUUCUACUUACAUUGGUCCCCAUUAGUGGCAGUAAACAGUUGACUCUUGUUGAUGUGCUUUUCUUUGUCUCCUCAUCUGUUAUGUAACUCCAUAUACUAUAGGUGAUAACACAAAACCCACAGCAUUGCUGAUUUUAGGUUUCCAAGCUAUUUGUAGGGUAUACUGUAGUGUGUUUUUAAAAAUCUGUAAACAGAAAUAAAGUUGGACAAUUUAAAACAAAAAAAAUAAUAAAUGGAGUAAUUUUUACCUA
Molecule: messenger RNA, 2034 nt
Organism: Acipenser ruthenus (sterlet)
Lineage: Eukaryota; Metazoa; Chordata; Actinopteri; Acipenseriformes; Acipenseridae
Product: transmembrane protein 170B-like
Exons: 3
Coding region: 351-809 (152 amino acids)
Biological process (GO): negative regulation of canonical Wnt signaling pathway
Cellular component (GO): plasma membrane
Source: RefSeq, a predicted model, not a curated record